Molecule: messenger RNA, 603 nt
Organism: Bombus huntii
Lineage: Eukaryota; Metazoa; Arthropoda; Insecta; Hymenoptera; Apidae
Product: fatty acyl-CoA reductase 2-like
Exons: 4
Coding region: 1-603 (200 amino acids)
Biological process (GO): long-chain fatty-acyl-CoA metabolic process
Cellular component (GO): peroxisome
Molecular function (GO): alcohol-forming very long-chain fatty acyl-CoA reductase (NADP+) activity
Source: RefSeq, a predicted model, not a curated record
AUGGCCCGAAUAUUUGGAUCCACACCUAUAGCCAUAGAGCUAGCAGAACAUGUGUCUUCUGAUCUUUUGUUCAUAGUGGUUAUUGUACUGUCGUCGGAAUCUGUACUAUUGAAGCUGUUGCUACGAAUUUACGACAACAUCAAAGCGAAAUAUCCCUCAGUUUUGACCAAAGUUUACCAUGUGAAAGGUGGCGUGAGUCUACCGGAUUUAAGUCCUUCGCGAGAAAAUAGAAAUGUGUACACGAGUUUGAAACCUUCAGAGGUGAUCGAUAUGUGUGACAAAUUAGGAAAAACAUCCAUCAACCAAAUAGAAAAAAAAAUUUUAAGAACUGAUCCAAACACAUACACAUUCAGUAAGAAUUUGGCAGUGCAGAUAGUAACAAGCAAGUGCAAAGAUCUGCCAGUUGCGAUAGUCCGGCCAAGUAUAAUUGGAGUCUCUGUGGAAGAACCAUGUCCUGGAUGGAUACAGAAUAUUUCUGCAUUUACAGGUACCAUUAUGCUAAUCGGCAGAGGAUGUGCAACAGCAGUACGGGGCAGGAGAGAUGCAAGAUCGGACUUAGUGCCUGUUGAUUUCGUAAUCGACACGAUAAUAUGUACUGAAUGA